Helicoverpa armigera (cotton bollworm) is the source of this 631-nucleotide messenger RNA. Its product is annotated as chorion class A protein Ld5-like. Gene Ontology annotation, biological process: multicellular organism development; chorion-containing eggshell formation. The coding region runs from base 86 to 583 and encodes 165 amino acids. Lineage: Eukaryota; Metazoa; Arthropoda; Insecta; Lepidoptera; Noctuidae. The transcript is spliced from 2 exons. Gene Ontology annotation, cellular component: egg chorion. The record is from RefSeq and is a predicted model, not a curated record. Gene Ontology annotation, molecular function: structural constituent of egg chorion.
CGAUUAAGUGUCAAGUAUAAAAGCGCGGGUACGGAUGCAGUUCAUCAUUCAGUCUUCAGCUCCUCGUUGAACACAAACAUCAAACAUGUCUCCCUUCGCCGUCGUGUUCCUCUGCAUCCAAGCUUGCUUGGUCCAGUCAGUGUUCAGCCAGUGCACCAGCCGCGCGGCGGUUGCUGACGCCACGUACGCUGGUCCCUAUGGUCUGGCCGCUCCUGCCCUGGCAGCUCCUUACGGAUUAGCCGCUCCUUGUGGUCUGGCCUCUGGUUUGGCUUCUCCUUUCGGCUUGGCUGGUGCUGGUCUGGCUGGCCCCUUCGGUUUGGCUUCUGGUUUGGGUUAUGACGGACUCGCCUACCCUGGCGCUGCCGGUUACGGCUCUGGAGUCGCCGCGUACGGCGGCGCCGGUGAAGGCAACGUGGCGGUCGCUGGUGAGCUGCCAGUCGCCGGUAACACCGCUCUGUAUGGACAGGUGCCCAUCAUGGGCUCUGUGGGCUUCGGAGGUGAUGUGGCUGCUGCUGGUGCCGUGUCUAUCGCUGGCCAAUGCGCUUGCGGCUGCAACACCCCCUACAACACAUACCUCUACUAGACAAUGUUACUACUAACUCUUAAAUAAAUGAUUUUAUGUAUGACCGUA